Messenger RNA from Carassius carassius (crucian carp), 1217 nucleotides. RefSeq names its product ubiquitin thioesterase OTUB1-like. The transcript is spliced from 8 exons. Gene Ontology annotation, biological process: protein K48-linked deubiquitination; negative regulation of double-strand break repair. Gene Ontology annotation, molecular function: ubiquitin binding; cysteine-type deubiquitinase activity. Gene Ontology annotation, cellular component: nucleus. The record is from RefSeq and is a predicted model, not a curated record. The coding region runs from base 110 to 895 and encodes 261 amino acids. Lineage: Eukaryota; Metazoa; Chordata; Actinopteri; Cypriniformes; Cyprinidae.
CGGAAGUGUACAUGAGAGAGGGGGCGGUGGAAAAAGAACUCGAUCAAGAUGGCGGAUGAGAAGCAGGAAUCAUCACAGGGAGAGGUGGAGGGAGUGAACUGCCUUGCAUAUGACGAAGCCAUUAUGGCACAGCAGGAUCGUAUUCAGCAAGAGCUGUUUCUUAAAUGAACAAAUGAGGAAAGUUCAUCCAAACAUACCAAUAGCUACCACUAACCCUUUAGUGUCGGACAGACAAGAUCUCAAUGUGCUUCAGGGUGAAUAUGCUGCAGAGGACACCAUCUACCAGCUCAAGAUAAAGGACCUUCACAAAAAGUAUACACACAUUCGUAAGACACGGCCAGAUGGAAAUUGUUUCUACAGAGCUUUUGGCUUUGCACAUUUGGAGUCACUACUGGAUGACAGCAAAGAGCUGCAAAGGUUUAAAGCUGUGGCAGCUAAGAGCAAGCUGGACCUUGUAAACCAGGGCUUUACCGAAUUCACUAUCGAGGACUUUCACAACACUUUCAUGGACCUGAUUGAGCUGUGUGAAAAGCAGCAAUCGCUUGGUGAACUGCUGACCUCCUUCAAUGACCAGUGUGUGUCUGACUACAUCGUGGUUUACCUGAGGCUUCUCACCUCGGGAUACCUGCAGCGGGAGCAUGUGUUCUUUCAGCACUUCAUAGAGGGCGGCCGUUCUGUUAAAGAGUUUUGCCAGCAGGACGUGGAACCCAUGUCGAAAGAGAGCGACCACAUACAUAUCAUUGCCUUAGCCCAGGCACUGAAUGUGCCCAUAUUAGUGGAAUACAUGGACAGAGGAGAGGGUGGAACGGUGAACCAUCAUAUUUUCCCUGAAGGAAGUGAGCCACGCAUCUUCCUGCUCUACCGCCCAGGCCACUAUGACAUCCUAUACAAGUGAUACUCUGUGGUUCCAUUGUGAAGAAAAUCUCAUUUCUACAGCCAAGUUGAGUCAUACACGUGUAUGCAAGGCUAUGCCAUGAUUAAUCACAAUAAAGUUUUCACUCCAGUUCUCCCCACAUUACAAAAUGAAUGAAUUUUUUUUUUUUUUCAGUACAGACAGAACUUCAAACAGACAAUGCAUCAGACAGCAGCAUUAUUAGGGUUGUACAGUAGGUUUUUUUGUGGUUGUAAAUGUUAUCAUCUUGCUUUUAGUGUUUUUCCUUCCUUAUACUGCCUUUCAUGAGUUUUAUUAAAGGGAUUUGCUCCUCACUUCAGCUUAA